CGCGCGCCCCUCAGACAGAUAGUGGGUUUGGCUUGCUGAGGAGGAGAAAACGCUUUGGAGCUGAGCUCAGGAAGCACACACACGCACGCACGCACGCACGCGCGCGCACAGUUCGGGAGGAUUUGACUUUUUUCUGGAAACUCGCUGCUCCUGCCAUGAUAAAGACGUUAUUAAAUGAGUGAGAAAACAUCCAAGGAUUUGAGACGAUUUCAGAACCCCAGGAUCGGUUCGAGUGGCACGUUUAUCUUGAAAUUGCACAUUUUCCAGCAUGAGCCGUCCGUUUAACAGGAAAAAAGAUAAAUCAUGGAUGCAUACGCCCGAGGCCCUGGCCAAGCAUUUUAUAGCCUACAAUGCCAAGUUUCUGGGGAACACAGAGGUUGAUCAGCCCAAAGGAACAGAGGUGGUGAGAGAUGCAGUUCGAAAACUCAAGUUUCAAAGACAUAUCAAGAAGUCAGAAGGACAGAAGAUCCCCAAAGUGGAGUUACAAAUCUCUAUCUACGGAGUGAAGAUACUAGAUCCCAAAACAAAGGAAGUGCAGCACAAUUGCCAGUUGCACCGGAUAUCCUUCUGUGCAGAUGAUAAAACGGACAAAAGGAUAUUCACGUUCAUUUGCAAAGACUCAGAAUCCAACAAACAUCUCUGCUACGUGUUCGACAGUGAAAAAUGUGCAGAAGAGAUCACUUUGACUAUCGGCCAGGCGUUCGAUCUAGCGUACAAAAAGUUCUUGGAGUCGGGAGGGAAAGACGUGGAAACGAGGAAACAAAUAGCAAGCCUGCAGAAAAGAAUUCAGGAGCUUGAGACUGAAAAUUCGGAGUUGAAAAAACAGUUGCAAACCCUGGAGGAGCAACUGCUCAUCGCUCAAGUUCCUCCUUUGCUUCACAUUAACUCUACUAACGAGGCCUACAUGCUGCAGAGACCCUCGUCUCUCUUCUGGUGUCACAAUCUGACCUCCUUCUCCUGUCUAGAAAUCUCUUCUGUCACACUAACGCCAAUGAGCUCUCCUGACUCCAGCGUAUCGGCUGGAGUUUUGACUCCUCCUCCCUCCAAACCUGCUCUGCCAAAGCCUUUGACUGGAGCAGGUCUCCCUCGGCCAAGAGGUGGAAAUAACUCCAGUGUUCCCACGGAUAUUUUCGACAUGGUUCCGUUUUCUCCAGUGGCGCCUCUGGUUCCACUCCCAGCCAGUAAUUCCUCACCUCCUCCACCUCCAGCGAGACCGACCGAGAUCAGAAGGGACCUGUUCGGGGCCGAGCCCUUCGACCCUUUCAUUUGUGGCGGAGCCGACUUUCCUCCAGAUGUCCAGUCGCGGCUGGAUGAGAUGCAGCGGCAGAGAUGGAGGGGUUCAAAAUGGGACUAACAGUAGAGGGCACUGUUUUUUCCCUUGAUCCACUCGAUGGUCGCUGCUGAUGCCAAGAAGACAUUUCUUUGUUACUUAACUGUUCGCCCAUUUGUAUUAAAGUGCCAGGAUUUUGGGUCUACAGUCAAGUUGUCAGUGUUUUCAUCAUGAGAUUUGUAUGUAUUUGCAUUUAGUAUUUGGUUUACAAAAAGAAAGUAUAUUAAAAAGCAGAAUGCCAGAUCACUAUUUUUGUAUGAACUGUAACAGUCAUGAAAGUUUGGUGAUGGAAGUGUGUGUGUGUGUGUGUGUGUGCAGGUGUGAGUGUGCACUGAUAGAUAAUAAAACCGAUGGUACGACCUGAGAUGAAGGCUUCAUUAGACACCAUAUUCUGUCAUCGUGUUCAUAUAGAUGUUGAUCUCAUUUUAUACAGCUGUUGAUCUUUUCAUUUGUUCUCACACCAGACAAAAGUCCACUUGACGGCAUGCAGCAGCAUCUUAAUUAACAGACUUACAAAUACUGGAAUAUCAAACUUACACUUUGUUAACUAUAGAUUACAUUUCAUUCUCAUUUUUUUCCCCCUUGUUACUCUCACCGGAAUCAUUGUAAUAUUUUCUUAACUGGACAUUAAUAUUUUUGAUGGAUUUUAUAACUCUGUAGCUGGAUUGUUUGUGUAAUAAUGUGUACUUGUACUGCAUAUUAAUUUGGUAUUAUUAUCUAUUUUAGUAUAUUCUUGCACCAGGAAGCACUUUGAAGAAAGAAAAAAAAAAGAAUUCUGUCCAUAUAUUGACCUGUUUUCUUUCCUUUUGUUUUGAUUGUAUUUUUUACUUUGUAUGCAAUAUUUUAGCCUUUGCUGUUGUAGUCAUUAAAGACAGUAAUAUGCGAGUUCUGAGGGGUUUUUUUUUUGGUCAUAUUUUGUUCACCAAGCAUCCACAGUGCACAGUUUAUGAUGCAGUUGAUCAAAAAGCAGAUCUUUUUCCAAGUGUUGUGAAUGUUGAAUGGUUUAUUUGGAUGUAACAUGGCAAAAAUACUUCACAAAGUUGCACAGAAAUCCUGAGUCUCUGCUUUCUUUCGCUCAUUAUCACAGCAUUUUAAAUGUUUGAUCUCGUUAGCAUCAGUCUGUCUUUUCAAAUUUGUAAAACGAUUCUUUAAAAAAUUAAAUGUUACGAGUUGUUGAGUUCUUUUUGACGGAAAUCAAGAAGGAGUUGUGCGUCCUGUGAAUUCUUCAUCGUGUCUUCCUCAGCGACGGCAUGGAUGAAGCGAGCCGGAGUCAUCUCGGAUUCGUCAUCCUACUGGAAUGAUCUGGGUAAGACUCUUUCUCUUUUUUUUUUUUUUUAUUUUGUUUUUUUUAAAGAAAAUUCUUUCUGUAUAAUUCUUCUUCGUGACCAUGUCCCUCCAUGUAUUGUUCAUAUUAAGUGUAUACAAAACAUAUAUUAAAUAACAGAGUUAAAAUAGUAUUCACAAAAUAGUCAACACUGAUAUUUCAUUAAAAUAGUUCCGAUUUUACACAGUACAACACAAAGACAACGGUGAAUAAUAUAUUUUAGAAGUACAUUAGAAAUUUGGAGAGUAUUUCUGAGAGAAAACAUUUUAAUGGCUGAUCGCUGAUGUCAGUUGAAGUAAGAUUUUCAGUCUUUGACCAGCAGAAUUUUGAAAACAAACUAAAGAAAUCUUAGAAAGGAGAAGAUGCAUCAUAUUAAUUCUCAAAUAUGUACCAAAUGCGUCAAUCUUAUGAAUAUACAAUUCAGUUUAUUGUGCUAAAAAUAUUUCAUGCAUCGAAAGAAAAGAGAAAUGAAUGGAUAAAAAAAAAAAAAAAAUCUUAACAACAAAAAGCUGGCCUUACCAAGCAUAUUAGUCAGACAAAUAAUCCUGGCACUCUAAACAACAUUUUUAGAGACUUUUUAAAGAAAUAAAAGAGGAAAGUGCAAGGCUGGUAACAUGGAGCAUGCUUUAGAAAUUAUGACUACUUAAUGAUUAGAUUAUCAUGGGUUAUUCUAUAUUAUCUUUAUUAUUGUAUUUACAAUUCAUGCUCAGGUUCUGCAGCAGUGGAUCCCCAAUGAAUCCAGUGUGGUUAAACCCCAGAACAUAAAAUAUGGCACAAGAACAACCCAUGAAACUUUUAAAUGAAACUGAGAUUCAUGAUAGCAAAAAAAAAAAUAUAUAUAUAUAUAUAUAUAUAAAACAUGGUUUUAAUGAGACGCUAAGUUUGUCAGUGUUGAAGAGAUUUUAUUUGUACCCCCUCACCCUGCUCUGUACCUUUUUAUAUUUCCCUGGGAGAAGUGUCGUGACCUAGCACCACCGACUUUGUCCCAGUUUGUAAAGACGAGGUAGCUUACGCUAAUGAUUCGAUGUAUUCAGUAUUUAAUGGUCAAUUGCAUUCAAACGUCAUACAAUGCAAAUGUAAUAGAAUAGAGAUAUCAGUUUUAGGAACAGUUUUCAAGAGAAACCACUUUAUAAUGCCAUAAAGCAUUUCACCACAACACAAGUUUUUCUCUAUAGCACCAUGUGAUUUGUUUCAAAACAAAAGUUUAAAAUAAAAAAGUAUCAGUAAAAUUUUAAAUGUGUUUCAUUUCUAAACUGGUCUAGCCCUUUCAAAUUGCUGGAAUAGAUGUCACAGUCUCAAACAGCAGUUGAUGGACUGGAGUUCACUAAUCUGUCUUGGUCAAGCCAAAUAGAUCCAAACAAAUGCACUUUCUUGUUUAAAUAGUUUAAUUAAAAACUUACUAAUAAGGGCCAGUUAUUGGAAAGGAACAAUAAAUAUCCUGCUACAGGGCCGGAACAGUCCACAGUACGUUAUGUACAAGGCUGAGCUUGUCAGCAGUCAGUUCAAGAGUCUCAGGAUUCUCUUCAAUGCAUCUUUGCUCGAUUUUUUUAAUUUUUUAUUUAUUUAUUUAUUUAUUUAUUUAUUUAUUUAUU
Messenger RNA from Hemibagrus wyckioides, 4246 nucleotides. It is a transcript of the gene gulp1a, whose product is annotated as GULP PTB domain containing engulfment adaptor 1a. Bases 269 to 1354 code for a protein of 361 amino acids. NCBI's taxonomy places the organism in Eukaryota, Metazoa, Chordata, Actinopteri, Siluriformes, Bagridae. The transcript is spliced from 14 exons. The record is from RefSeq and is a predicted model, not a curated record.